Molecule: messenger RNA, 1564 nt
Organism: Pteronotus mesoamericanus
Lineage: Eukaryota; Metazoa; Chordata; Mammalia; Chiroptera; Mormoopidae
Gene: TMED4
Product: transmembrane p24 trafficking protein 4
Exons: 5
Coding region: 30-713 (227 amino acids)
Biological process (GO): intracellular protein transport; positive regulation of canonical NF-kappaB signal transduction; Golgi organization
Cellular component (GO): COPII-coated ER to Golgi transport vesicle; Golgi apparatus; endoplasmic reticulum
Source: RefSeq, a predicted model, not a curated record
GCGCAGGCGCGGUGGACGGAGGGCGGGCGAUGGCAGGGGUCGAUUCACCACGGCGGCUCGCGAUGAGGCGGCUGGCGUUGCUGGUGCUCGCGCUGUGUGCGGUGGGCGUCCGGGGGCUGUACUUCCACAUCGGCGAGACUGAGAAGCGCUGCUUUAUCGAGGAAAUCCCCGACGAGACCAUGGUCAUCGGAAACUACCGCACCCAGAUGUGGGAUAAGCAGAAGGAGGUCUUCCUGCCCUCGACCCCCGGCCUGGGCAUGCACGUGGAGGUGAAGGACCCCGAAGGCAAGGUGGUGCUCUCCCGGCAGUACGGCUCCGAGGGGCGCUUCACCUUCACUUCCCACACCCCUGGUGACCACCAGAUCUGCCUGCACUCCAACUCCACCAGGAUGACGCUCUUCGCUGGCGGCCGACUGCGUGUGCACCUAGACAUCCAGGUUGGGGAGCAUGCCAACAACUACCCGGAGAUCGCGGCCAAGGACAAGCUGACAGAGCUGCAGCUCCGAGCCCGCCAGCUGCUCGAUCAGGUGGAGCAGAUCCAGAAGGAGCAGGACUACCAGCGGUACCGUGAGGAGCGCUUCCGUCUGACCAGCGAGAGCACCAACCAGAGGGUCCUGUGGUGGUCCAUCGCUCAGACCGCCAUCCUCAUCCUCACGGGCGUCUGGCAGAUGCGCCACCUCAAGAGCUUCUUCGAGGCCAAGAAGCUGGUGUAGUGUCCUGUCCGUAUGACCCUUCCCUCUCACCCUGGUUAUUUGGUACUUAACAUACCUGGCUUGUGAGGGGGAAUAUGAAAAAGACAUAAACCACAUUGGUUCCCUGGCAACAAAACUUCCCAAUCAGCCACUCGUUAACACUGGUUCUCAAGGACAUAGGACUGCGGUCCGAGAUUUCAAAAACACCCUGGGGUUUGCGCACAGUCCGAAGUGACCCGGAAGUAAGUCUUGCUUCUUUGGCCUCCAGUGAUUCCCCCUCCAUCCUGUCACAAAAUGAGCAACGACAGGUCUGUCCUGGAACCUGUCCUCGUCUGCUCGUGCAGUAGCAGGGGAAGUGCCCUCCCGAGGAGGCCUGCCCCUGCUCCCGUCCGUCCCGGUUCACUCGGUGGCCCCGUGAAUGUAAAUAAGUGGCCAAGGCCCUAGAGGAUUGAAAUGUUUUUCUAUAUAUUAGAACUAUUUUUUGAUAAAUUAUAUAUUUUCCUUCCUAGUUGAAGUGUUACUGCCUGUGUGUGACUAGCUGAAAACACCAAUGCAGCUCCGCCUGCAUUCUGUUUACCCACGUUUUUGGUAACUACUGUGGCAGCUCUCAGAUCUCAGCGGCCCGUGGGCUGGAAAGCGGACGUCCCAGCUGCUGUCCAGGCCCUACCCGAGGGCCAAGUAGAGACCCCUCCGAGGCACCCGAGGGACGCGUCAGUCGGGGCCCGGGAAGAGCGCGAGGUUGAGCGCACGCACAGGCAGGGCGCUCCUCCCCUCCCCCUUCCUUUGACCUUGAUUUAAGCUGUGGUGGUGGUUUCAUGGAACCAGAGUUGGUUCUUACACAGAUUUUUCCAGUGAAAUAAAACGUGUUGCAC